AUGGAUGACUCCGCCCAACCUGCCGACUCCCCGGCGCCCAGUCCCGCCAAGGGCAAGCCCGUUGCCCCUAAGAAGACCACGGGAAGAGGCAUCAGUAAGAAGACCGCACGGAGGGCAGCCGCCGCCAAUGCCAGACGAGGUGCUGGCCGUGGCAGAGGAGGCGGCCCCGGACGAGGCCGAAACAAAACUUACGACAGCCACCGUGUUCAGGCUGCCUACGAACGCCAGAAGGAACUCCGCGAAUUGUAUUCAGAGGUCGCCGGCGCUGCCAAGCCCGCUCUCGAAGAUUUGGCUGAUCUCACAGUUAAGAAGCUGCUCGAGAACCCCAAUGCCCACGAGGAGGUCCUCGAAUAUCAGAUUUUGCAGCAGCAAUUGGAUGACCAACUCGCCGCCGUCAUCCGCAGCGCAGAUCAAGAGUUCAACACCAGGACCGCCAUUACGACCCGCCAGUACGAGCUCAACACCGCCGUCAGCGAGAAGAAAUUUCUUGACUCUUACAAUUAUUCGACUGAAGAAUUUUACGAUGCUUCCCUCAACCGCACUAGUAUUCUGGAGGAACUCAGGAAUGAAGGCUGCGGUGUGGAUAUCGUCGAUAAGUCAUACACCUACGUACAGGAAUCGGAUGAUAUCGUCUUCGACCAAGGACCCUACGUCUAUCUUCGUGGGGAUGGACUCAAGAUUCCUUUUCCUAGUCUGUUGAAGGACGAAGAGAAAGAAGAAGUCAAGAAAGCGGUCAUCAAGCCUCAGUCGCACCCUCAGCCACAGCCGAAGAAGGCAAAGCCUGCUCCCAAACGGAAAGCAGAGGGCCCGCCUGAAAGUCAGCCGGACUCGAAGAAGCCAGCUGCAGCUGUUCCUGGAUCGAGCAAGUUGACAAGUGGCGAGGACGCCUCAACUCCCCGACCACGGCACAUCGGAGGUCUGCUGUCAGCCGAGAACGAGCCCGAUGCCGAACCAGAGUCCAAUGCACCUUCGCCUACGCCUAACAACGACGGGCAGUCUCCUGGUUUAGAGCCAAAGGCCGACCCAGCUGUGAAAAGGAAAGACGUGCCUGAUCUCCCCAGUGGAGCAGCUGAGCCUGAUGCUUGGGAUGUCAGGACUGUCAAUAGACGUGGACCUCGAGCAAACAACCGUAUCAUCAUUCCGCCGCCGUUCGAGUGGGAUGAUGACGAGAUUGGGUUCCGGGACUCAACCAACGACUCAACUCGGAAGGCUACACGAGGAACAAGAGGGGUCUACCUUAACAAGCCAAAUUCUCGCUAUCAUCACUUGGACCGUACCAUAGUGACGUACGACUGUCUCGAGUAUGGGGACGGGGAUCUGGAUGCAACGCUUGUGGAGAAGCACAACCUCCAUCCAAAGUAUGGCUUGUUCAUGCCAGACUCGGUCAAUGAUUCAGAGCCACCUGGAGAGCACGUCAACAGUACUAAACCUGUUGUCGUCAUCACCCCCAACGGAACUACCCUCCAUGCGUCCCGCUCAGUCAAAGCGAUGAAAAUGGACCGCGCGUUACAGGAAGAGGCUACAAGGGCAAAACUAUCAUCUAUGCUGAGUCAGUUCUGCAAGGAGACAGACAUAGAUCCAGACGAGAUUACCACGAAUAAAAUCCGCGAACGCAAACGCCAAGCCAUUGAGAGACUGGUUAGUACCGCGGUCUCUGACGAGGAUGAAGAUGUUGCAGGCGGUGAGCACAGCCGUAGCACAGAUGCCACGGCGGUCGAUGAUUCCGUCGCCAGGGCAAGCACCAACCAACUUCUCAGUGCCGCGGCAUACCUGGACGCCGAGCAGCCACUCUCGCAACUUGGCAAUCAGCGGUCUUCCCGGCCGUACGACGCAGUUCGAGACGUCUUCACCAGUUCCGAGCCAGUGCCUCCUCCGCCUACGCAGCCUUUGGAGGUUGAUACCAUCGGGCUCUCUUACCUUGCGGACGUGGCUGAACAUGUGGCACAACAGCCCGAACACCAUCAGCCUGGACAUCAUCAGCCUGGGCACCACCAGCCCGGACACCAACAGGUUGGACACCACCAGCCUGAGCAGCAUCAUGAACUACAGUUUGUGCAUCAUACGGCGCCGAUGUAUGACCAUCGGUUGGAUGGAGCAUCAGAGCAGAUGGAUAUGCCCGUGAUUGGGGACUCCUCGAUGAUCGAUCCUCGUCUUCUUGGUGUGCCCAUCCAGGCGUCUGCGCCGUCAAACGCCUUCCUGAAGACAGCAUUGAACCCAGCCCCUGCGUUUGCCCACAUCGCACCGGCGCCUGUUGGAGCGUUGGAGGCGCCACCCCAACCCUCUACUGGCAGAAUCCCUUUCACGACCCAGGGUUCUUCCAGGGGAAGUCCUGUUCUUCCACCUCUUCGCCCCACACGACGAGAUCAUGGUCCAGACGCUUCGCAACCUCCUCAGGCGCAACCCCAACCACAACCUCAAGAAUUCGGGUCUCCCCAUAUGAUGGUCCACACCAAUUCGGGCAACUUCUAUCCUCCGGCUCCUCCUCGGCCCUUCCACCAGAGCUACUCCAUUCACGAGCAUCAUCCUCUGAUGCUCAUGCCAAUGCCCAUGUCGAUGCAGCAGCAAGGUCCCCCAAUGGCCAGUGCUAGUAUGCUACCUAAUCAGGGUCUGCCUCCUCCGCCACCCCACUACGGAGGCUCAUACCAGGUGAUGACUCUGUCUCCUCCUAUGCAUAGCCAUGCACAAUUGGCGAAUAUGCCUGGGCACAUAGCAGCCGCACCCCCUGUGUCUCCUCCAGGCCCGCCGAUGGGCGUUCCAUUAUCCCCGGCCCAUGCCACUCGCCACAGAGCUUCCAUACCUUCAAGCAGCAGCGCCGCUAAAAAGUACCGAAGCAUUGCUGCCGCGCCCAUCCCUCACAACCAGCCUUGGCAAGGGAGCGGGGGCCGCCCUGCACUUCGUCUCGCUCAUUAUGACCACAAGGAGGCCAUUAAAGACUACCCAGCGAGUGAGCCCCCUCCACGCUCCGGACCCACCCAAAUCAGAGGCUGGAGCAUCAACAACGCACCCAGAGGUCGAAACAAAGGUUACCGAAAAGAGGACACUGAGGAGAAAGACUCUCCCAACAUCACUUCAUACAUCAACAAGUGGAACCCAUCAGACAAGAGUCUAGGUUAG
Molecule: messenger RNA, 3114 nt
Organism: Anthostomella pinea
Lineage: Eukaryota; Fungi; Ascomycota; Sordariomycetes; Xylariales; Xylariaceae
Source: the annotation of a GenBank genome assembly